GCGGCCUUCGCCGGCCGGCAGCACCUGGAGAGCCGGCGGGGCCGGCGAGUGGCCGUGCUGGUCAACAAGGCACACCUGGUGGAGCAGCACGCCCAGAAGGAGUUCCAGGCGCUGCAGAAGGACUUCAGGGUGAUCGCCAUCAGCGGGGACAGCGACCGCAGGUUCUUCUUCGCUUCCCUGGUGAAGCAGAGCGACGUUGUCAUCUGCACAGCCCAGAUCCUGCAGAACGCGCUGAGCAGCAGGGAGGAGGAAACGUCCCUGGAGCUGACGGAUUUCUCUCUGCUGGUGAUAGACGAGUGCCACCACACUCACAAGGAAGCCGUCUACAACAAGAUCAUGCUGAACUACCUCCAGCACAAGCUCCGUGGGCAGCAGGACCUGCCACAGAUCCUGGGCCUGACAGCAUCCCCUGGCACUGGCGGGGCAACCUCUUUUGAGGGGGCUGUUGAGCACAUCCUGCAGAUCUGUGCCAACCUGGACACCGAGAAGAUUGUGUCAGUGCAGAAGGAGCUGCAGCAGCUGCAGAGCCAUGUUCCCCAGCCCAGGAAGCAGCACGACCUGUGCCAGGAGAGAGCAGAGGACCCUUUUGGUGAGCAGCUGAAGAACAUGAUGGAGCAGAUCCAGCAGUACAUGGGGAUGCCCAGCCUGCCGCAGGACUUUGGCACGCAGAUUUAUGAGCAGCACAUCGUAGACCUGGAGAAAAGAGGGGCAGAGACGUUUUGCCGCCGCACGCGGGUGUGCGCGCUGCACCUGCGCAAGUACAACGACGCGCUGCUGAUCCACGACGCCGUGCGGAUGGUCGACGCCUUCCAGUGCCUCCAGCAGUUCUAUGAGACUGAGCGGGACACAAAAGACCCAACCGAACAGUUCCUCACUGCCAUAUUUGAGGAGAACAGGAAGAUCCUGCAGGCGCUUGCCAGGGACCAGCGCUAUGAGAACCCCAGGCUGUGCAAGCUGGAGGAAAUCCUGCGGGAGAACUUCCAGCCUCUGGGCACUUCUCGUGGCAUUGUCUUCACCAAGACCCGGCAGAGUGCCCACAGCCUGCUCAGCUGGCUGCAGGACACAGCCACACUCCACGGGCAGCACAUCAGGGCUGCUGUCCUCACCGGCUCCGGCUACAGCAACCAGACCAGGCACAUGACACCGAGCGAGCAGCAGGAUGUGAUCAGGCAGUUCCAUGAGGGAACCCUCAACCUGCUCUUCUCCACCAGCGUGGCUGAGGAGGGCCUGGAUAUCCCGGAGUGCAACAUCGUGAUCCGCUACGGGCUGAUGACCAACGAGAUCGCCAUGAUGCAGGCCCGUGGCCGUGCCCGUACCCAGGACAGUGUCUACUCAGUUGUUGCCAAAGCCAACAGCAGAGAGGUCUCCCGUGAGCUGCUCAACGAGAACCUGGUGGAGCUCAUGGAGGAGGCGACCAGAGCAGUGCAGGCUAUGCCUGAGGAAGAGUAUCACCUCAAGAUCAUGGAGCUGCAGCGUGUGGCUGUGGCCUCCUGGCUGAUGAAGGAGGCCAGGAUCAGCGAGCAGCGGCGGCUGCAUGACCCGGACACUGUUCUCUUCUACUGCGUCAACUGCAACGUGGCUGUGUGCCGGGGCAGUGACAUCCGCAUGGUGGAGAGCAUGCACCACAUCAACAUCAACCCCAGCUUCGGGCUGUAUUACAAAGUCACCUCUGGGAAGAUGCAGUUCCCGCGGGCGUUCAAGGACUGGGAGCCCGGCUGCCGCAUCGGGUGCUCCCUGCCCACACAGGACUGGGGGAUGGAGAUGAUCUACCGGCAGGUGAAGGUGCCCAUGCUCUGCAUCAAAAACUUUGUGGUGGAGACACCAGCUGGGAAGAAGAAGUACAAGAAGUGGAGCUCCGUGACGUUCCUUGUUGAGGAGUUUGACUACGUGCAGUACUGCUCCAGCACCCAGGGCCUGUCCCUCUAG
Chaetura pelagica (chimney swift) is the source of this 1926-nucleotide messenger RNA. RefSeq names its product DEXH (Asp-Glu-X-His) box polypeptide 58 (gene DHX58). The annotation marks the transcript as partial. The transcript has 12 exons. Gene Ontology annotation, cellular component: cytoplasm. The record is from RefSeq and is a predicted model, not a curated record. Gene Ontology annotation, biological process: response to virus; innate immune response; positive regulation of interferon-beta production. NCBI's taxonomy places the organism in Eukaryota, Metazoa, Chordata, Aves, Apodiformes, Apodidae. Gene Ontology annotation, molecular function: single-stranded RNA binding; hydrolase activity; double-stranded RNA binding.